CUAUAUAAGCUAGCUGUGUGCUGGCACUCGAUAAGCAGAUGGAAUUACAGAGGAAAAUAAGUUGCUUGGGUGAGUGCACAGUUCAUUGACUUGCCAAGUGAAGUAAUGGCAAGAAGCGUUCUGUAGGAUACCUGGGAAAUUUGUGUUCCAAUAACAUGGCCACUGUCUGCUUCCUAACACACACUUCCAUUCCUGUCAACACUUCAAAGGAAAAGAAGAAUAUAAGGCAUAGUAAAUGUUUGCAUUCGGCGUUGAGUUAUUCAUUUUACAGAUAUCCCCACAAGAAGAUUCGUAGCAACAACUCUGUAGAUAAUCAUGGCUUUGUCAUUGCAACAAAUGUGAACCAGACCAGGCCUAUAAAUGGGAUUUCAGGAACAGACAUUUUCAAGGCAGCCCCAGAGUUUGGGAGUGUCGAUGAGUUAAAAGUAGCCCUUAAAAAUUCAAUACAAGGCUUGAACAGAGGUAUUUUUGGGGUCGAGGCAAAAAGAAAAGCUGAAAUAGAGAAGCUGCUAAAGCUGCUUGAAGGACAAAAUACUGUGUCCAAUCCCACUGAAAAGCUUGAAAUGGUAGAUGGUCAGUGGAGGCUUCUUUACAGUACAAUAUCCAUUCUUGGCUCAAAGCGGACAAAAUUGGGUCUCCGAGAUUUUAUUACUCUCGGAGAGUUUAUUCAGACGGUAGACGUAGAAAAGGGAAAAGCACAGAACAAGAUUUGUUUUAGUGUUACUGGCUUAGGAAUGCUCAGAGGAGAACUAGUUAUUGAGGCUUCCUACACGAUUGCAAGCCCUCAGCGUGUUAAUAUCCAGUUUCAAAAAUCAACUAUACUGCCUGAAAAGUUGUUAAACUUGUUUAAAAAGAACUACGACAUGCUUCUCAGCAUUUUCAACCCUGAAGGCUGGCUGGAAAUUACAUAUCUUGACAAUACUACUAGGAUUGGCAGGGAUGAUAAGGGAAACUUGUUUUUGCUUGAGCGAGUGGUAGGAGAAGAGGUCUAGGAAACAUUAUUUAGGUUUAAACAUGUCCAUCAGACUCCAGCAGCAACUUCGACAGCAACUGUGACAAUUCAGUAACAUCUUCAGUAGCAACUUCAACAGCUUUUUUCCCAGAGCCACAACUUUCUCAUAUGGACACAGAACAAGCCAUUUGUUUUGAAUAGCUUUCAGAGAGGACUCAGAUUAUACAAAAAUAUUUAAUUUUUGAUAUGAUAUGACUGCUGCUUUGGCUCUGCAUUGGAACUGCCAACUGUGACCCCCAGAUGGUCCAACAUAAUUUUAGAUCUGAUAUUUUUGGAUCAAUAGCCAUAUACAACUGAGUAGUCUCCUGUUCCAUUCUUGUAGAAAAUCCUCAAUGUUUCCUAGAAAUGAUAUAUUUAUGGCAAGAUAUAAUUUUGUUCAUGUCAUACACUAAAUACCCAAAAGGGUAAUGACAAUGUAUCUAAAAGAAAUGAACAGUGAUGACAAUUACAACUAAAAUUUCUCCUGAAAUCAAACUAUUACACUCUUUAAUAGAUAGCAAUCUUUAAUCAAUAAAUCAGUAUAUGUAU
Cryptomeria japonica (Japanese cedar) is the source of this 1540-nucleotide messenger RNA. Its product is annotated as fibrillin protein 5 homolog. The transcript has 8 exons. NCBI's taxonomy places the organism in Eukaryota, Viridiplantae, Streptophyta, Pinopsida, Cupressales, Cupressaceae. Bases 156 to 992 code for a protein of 278 amino acids. The record is from RefSeq and is a predicted model, not a curated record.